Molecule: messenger RNA, 2129 nt
Organism: Sinocyclocheilus rhinocerous
Lineage: Eukaryota; Metazoa; Chordata; Actinopteri; Cypriniformes; Cyprinidae
Product: ubiquitin carboxyl-terminal hydrolase 21-like
Exons: 13
Coding region: 215-1429 (404 amino acids)
Biological process (GO): protein deubiquitination
Molecular function (GO): cysteine-type deubiquitinase activity
Source: RefSeq, a predicted model, not a curated record
CCAUGAUUAAAGCUCGUUUAUAAACACAGCGACAGGACAGGCAGGUGAACAGCAGGUGUAAUGAGAGCACAGUAACGCUUAUACACUUUCGAAUUGGGCUUGAUGUUUGGAUAGAGACACUGGCUCUCAUUGACCAUCAGUCGGAAAAUAAGUGGAGACCAUACUGUGUUUUGAAGGGAUCAUUGGCAGGGUUGCGCGGCACGCAGAUGUGGUAAUGCCAAGAGCUGAAUCCACUGCAAUGGACAACUCGUGUCAGGCCCUGUGCCGGACCUUAGUCACUCAAAAUGGCCUUCAGCCAGAGAACGUGGACAUUUCACAGUCUGUACUAUACACAUCCAUCAUGGGACUCCUGCUGGUGACAGACAAUAAGAAAGAGCUGAAACUGGGAAAUGGACAAGUUGGACUGCGUAACGUUGGAAAUACUUGUUUCCUUAAUGCCAUCGUGCAGUGUCUCUCUCACACUCGUAGUCUUCGGGACUACUGUCUGAUGAGAACUUACCUUCAGGACAAACACUCCAACCAGGAACCUGUGCUUAUGAAUGAAUUCUCUAAAGUUUUGGCUGGCUUGUGGGAAUGUGAUGGUGGGGAAACCACAGUGAAUCCUGGGAAGUUUUAUCACGUCUUUAAAGAGUCAGCGCCUUACUUCAGUGGCUAUAGUCAGCAGGAUGCUCAGGAGUUCUUGCGGUUCCUCCUGGACAGGCUUCAUACAGAAAUUAACCGUCGUCCAUCUAAACGUCCUGCAGUUAUGGAAAUUAAGGAACCAGCAUACACACGAUUCAGGAUUUCAGAGGAGGCCUUUGCAAUGUGGCAGAGGCAUCUUGACAGGGAUGUCAGUAAAAUUGUUGAUUUGUUCUCCGGUCAGCUGCGCAGUUCCUUGCACUGUUCAGUCUGCUCCCAUUACUCCAACACCUUUGACGUGUUUUGUGACCUGUCACUCCCCAUCCCAAAGAAGAGUGAUUAUAGACGAACCGUCACACUGAGAGAGUGUCUAGACCUCUUUUCACAAGAGGAAAAACUUGAUCAAGAAAACUCACCAAUGUGUGAGCGGUGUAACCGUCGCACUGAGAGCACAAAGAGACUGACCAUCCAAAGGUUCCCUAGAAUCCUCGUAAUACACUUAAAUCGAUUUGCCAUGUCAAGGUACUCAAUCUCAAAGAGCACAGUGCCAGUUUCUUUCCCCCUGAAUGGGCUGGAUUUAGGGCCAUUUGGACCUGUUGACUGUGGUCCAGUGCUGUAUGAUCUUUAUGCAGUAUGCAAUCAUUCAGGCACAGUAAAUAUGGGACACUACACGGCUGCAUGUCGAGAGGAGGAGGGCUGGUGCUACUAUAAUGACUCAUGUGUUGGUGAAAUAAUAGAGGAGAAGCUUCAGUCCAAUCAGGCAUAUGUUCUCUUCUAUGAGCUCAAAAGCUGCAAUAUCACCAGAAAAUGAGGGCAGAGAGUGUGUUAUAUGAGACUUCUGUGAUUAUCUGGCAAAUUUCAGAUACCACAGAAAAAAUGUUGCCCUGUGAUGUUGGGAGAAAGUGAAUGAGCUUGAAAAAACUGGUCAAUUUACAUUAUUCAAUUUCAUUGUAAAUCCAUGAUAAUGAGGUAUUUUUUACUACAUUAAACAAUGUGUUUUAUUAACUUUAUGCACUCAGGAAAGCACAUUCUUUUAGAAAAACAUGCCUGUUGUAUAAAAAAAACCUAGAUAUGUAAGGACUUGUUUGCAGUGAAAUGUUGUUUGUUUUAUUUUUUCUGCAUUUUCUUAUUCUUAAAUUAAAAUCUGUACUUUGUAAUUUUAAUGUAAUUUUAAUUAAGAGUGGAAAAACAGGGCUGAACUAAACAUGGAAAUUAAUGCAGCUGGUGGAUAAUAUAAAAUGUUUGUCUGACUGUGCAAGCACACUGUACAUUAUGUCUGGCUUUACACAUAUGAGGACUUCCAUCAUAUAAAAGCUCUUAUGCUUCUGUUAUGGAAUGACAUGCAAAAUACUGUGCCAUAAACGAAUGCCCAAUUCCUCCACUUUAAAUCUUUUUGACCUAGUGUUAAAUCUGAUAUUUAGAUUGAACACUUACCCAAGUGUAUAAAUGUAGAAAAACCUUUUUAAUGUUUGUUUUAGUUUAGACAUUGAGGUAAUGAUUUACAGCAUGCC